Molecule: messenger RNA, 1263 nt
Organism: Ziziphus jujuba (common jujube)
Lineage: Eukaryota; Viridiplantae; Streptophyta; Magnoliopsida; Rosales; Rhamnaceae
Product: NDR1/HIN1-like protein 13
Exons: 1
Coding region: 440-1249 (269 amino acids)
Cellular component (GO): plasma membrane
Source: RefSeq, a predicted model, not a curated record
CACCCACAAAAAUAUAAACUUGAAAUUCAAGUCUCUCUCUCUCUCUCUCUCUCUCUCUCUCUCUGUAUGUCUGUGACCUCCAUUCCCACUAUCAAAUUAAGAAACAAAAUAAAUAAAAAUACAAAGAGAGAAAGAGAUAGAAAUAGAGUAAAAGCGAUAUGUAAUUUUUAAGAAAAACCAACGCCAGAUUCUCAAUAUUUGUUUCUUUUUUAUUUUCUUUUCUCUUCUUUUAUUGUUUCUUUUCUUUCUGGUAAGUGGUGAGGUGGAAGCAUUCCCCUUUGGGUACACCGUCCCUCUCCUUCUCUCUCUCUCUCUCUCUCUCUCUCUCUUCACUUCUCCUUCCUAAAUUCUCUAUAACCUCAAUUUCUUACCAAUCUCUCUGCGACAAACCACUCCUCCAUUCUUCUUUCUCUUCUCUGGAACUGAACCAUAUUCCAAUAUGGCAGACAGAGUCUACCCAUCUUCCAAACCCACCGCCAAUGGCGCCGCUAACCCAGCGCCCAACACCACCACUGCUAACGGCGUCAACCCAACCUCUGCUGCCCCAACUAAACCUCCGCUGCGCCAGCCCUACCGCCCACAAGCCCAGUACCACCACCGCCGACACCGCCGCAGCAAUAGGAAUCUCUGCUGUUGCUGCUGCUUCUGGUCCAUUCUCAUAAUUUUGGGCAUCGCCCUCCUAGCCGCAAUUGCUGGAGCAGCCGUCUACGUUCUCUACCGUCCCCACCGUCCCGAAUUCACCGUCACCUCGCUCCGCAUUGCGAAGCUGAACCUCACGACCUCCUCCGACGCUUCGACCUCCCACCUCAACUCACUCUUCCACCUGGCCAUCACUUCCAAGAACCCCAACAGCCACUUCACAUUCUUCUACAACGACUUCGCGGUGACCUGCUCAACCAGCGAUGACGUCCAGAUUGCCAACGGGUCGAUCCCAGCUUUCUUCAGCGACAAGAAGAACGAAACGGCAUUCAGGGUUGCGAUGUUGGCGUCGCAGGGUCUGGACGUGGAUUCGGUGAAUUCGUUGAGAUCGGAUCUGAAGAAGAAGAGUGGAAUCCCGUUGAAGAUUGAGCUGUACACGAAGGUGAAAGUGAAGAUGGGAGGGCUGAACAGCAAGAAAGUUGGGAUUAGAGUUACUUGCGAUGGAAUCAAAGGGACUCCACCUAAAGGUAAGUCACCGUCGGUGGCUUCUGUUUCUGACUCCAAAUGUAAGGUUGAUCUUCGGAUCAAGAUCUGGAAAUGGACCUUUUAAUCACUUUUUCUUCU